Messenger RNA from Centropristis striata (black sea bass), 3278 nucleotides. Its product is annotated as muscleblind-like protein 1. The record is from RefSeq and is a predicted model, not a curated record. NCBI's taxonomy places the organism in Eukaryota, Metazoa, Chordata, Actinopteri, Perciformes, Serranidae. The coding region runs from base 250 to 1443 and encodes 397 amino acids. The transcript is spliced from 10 exons. Gene Ontology annotation, molecular function: metal ion binding.
AAACAGCCUGUUGGUAGCCUCAAACAGCCUGUUGGUAGCCUCAAACAGCCUGUUGGGAUGGGCCGGUGGUAGGAGAGUCCCAGGCUCAGAUCCAGACGCUGGGGACAGAACCUCUGAGAGAAAGAUCUUUCCCAUGUCCUUUACCUGUUCCUUCUCAUCACUUGCCCCAGAGUCAUCAGAAACAGACAGACAUCAUCACAUCUGCUGGAUAUCUGUUCCUCUUCAUCCCCCCGUGCUGCCUGGUGAGACAUGGCGGUGAAUAUGACUCAGAUCCGGGACACAAAGUGGCUGACGCUGGAGGUUUGUCGGGAAUUCCAGAGAGGAACGUGUUCGAGACCGGACAGCGAGUGCAAGUUCGCCCACCCCGCCAAGAGCUGUCAGGUGGAAAACGGCAGAGUCAUUGCUUGUUUUGACUCACUCAAGGGCCGCUGCUCCAGGGAGAACUGUAAGUACCUCCACCCUCCGCCCCACCUAAAGACGCAGCUGGAGAUCAACGGGAGGAACAACCUGAUCCAGCAGAAGAACAUGGCCAUGCUGGCCCAGCAGAUGCAGCUGGCCAACGCCAUGAUGCCCGGCACGCAGCUGCAGCCUGUGCCCAUGUUUUCAGUCACACCCAGCCUUGCCACCAAUGUAAACGCUGCUGCAGCAGCGGCGGCAGCGUUUAACCCGUACCUUGGCCCGGUGUCGCCCGGCCUGAUGCCUGCUGACAUCCUGCCCAGUGGCCCCGUACUGGUCACCAGCAACCCCAACGUCCCCGUACCAGCUGCUGCUGCUGCCGCCGCUCAGAAACUCAUGAGGACGGACAGACUGGAGGUGUGUCGGGAGUACCAGCGCGGGAACUGCACCCGCGGGGAGAACGACUGCCGCUUCGCCCACCCGUCAGACAGCACCAUGAUCGACACCAACGACAACACCGUCACCGUGUGCAUGGACUACAUCAAGGGCCGCUGCUCCAGGGAGAAGUGCAAGUACUUCCACCCUCCGGCUCACCUGCAGGCCAAGAUCAAAGCCGCCCAACACCAAGUCAACCAGGCUGCAGCUGCUGCAGCCAUGACUCAGUCGGCUGUCAAAUCACUGAAGCGACCCCUCGACGCAACUUUUGACCUGGGGCUCCCUCCUGUCUUGCCUCCUUUACCAAAGAGACCUGCACUUGAAAAAGCCAACGGUGCCACCACCAUGUUCAAUGCUGGCAUCUUCCAGUACCAACAGGCCCUGGCCAACAUGCAGUUCCAGCAGCAGGCUGCCUUCAUACCAUCAGGCUCGAUAUUGUGCAUGACACCUGCAACAAGUGUUGUUCCCAUGAUGCACGGUGCUAAUCCAGCCACUGUGUCUGCAGCCACCACAUCUGCCACAAGUGUUCCCUUUGCAACCGCAACAGCCAAUCAGAUUCCAAUAAUAUCUGCAGACCAUCUGACUAGUCACAAGUAUGUGACCCAGAUGUAGGAGUCUCAACCAGAACAGUGAAGCGGAGCACGCUGGAGUCCAGUCACCCUUCAGCCUGUAACACCAAGAGCAAAAGGAUAAAAGGGAUAAAUCUGCAUGUUAACAUAGGAGGCACAGUUUGUUAGGAUUGUUUUCAUGUGAAAGUCAUGCACACUACAACACAACAAGAGAAAAGAACAUCAUUUGCAUUAUAGACUGCCUUUCGCUCUGUGGAGGCCACUUACCUUUAUUCACCGGAACACUCUGAAUGUUAAUGAGGUAACGAGUGGAGCAGUCGUCCAAAAAAAUAACCGACUGGAUUGGUACGUCCAUCGAGCAGGAACCAUGACUCGUGCUGUUUGUUUCUUUAUGGGUUGGUGGUCUUUGACCUCAAUGUGUUCAUUUGUUUACACAAAGGUGCACCUUGUUUUUCAUUUGAGGUAAAAUAAACGAAUGAUCUGACUGAAUCACAUACAAUAUGCAUGCACAAUGAUUUUAGUUUACGAUUUUAUUUUGUUAAAGGGAAAUCACUCAGAGGCAAAAUAGCAACUGAAUGUCUGUGAGGUGUCUUUCAAACCUUUGUAGCCUACCUUUCUAUCUCUGAAGCACAUUAACCUGGCAGGCAGCCCUGGAAAGUGCCAUACAUCUAGAAAACAACAGAUGAAUGGAAUUAAAGCAGAAUUAAAGCAGAUCAAGUCAAAGAUUCCCUUUAAUACGUCUGUUUCUCUUGGACAGCAUGUGGUCCCAUGAUGUGACUCCCUAUAGCGCCACCUGCUGAUUAGAUGAAUCAUUGUCUGCUUUCCUCAAAUCUACUGAAUGAAUUACUUUGUUUCCUUCUUCUUCUUGAUGUCAGUUGUUCAGACAGGAAGUGAUGGAUCUCUGCUGACUCAGAUCUCUCCAUGAUCACUGAGUCUGUAUGAUGAUGAGUUGUAUAUGGGGUCUUGGCCAAAGACCCUCUAAUAACCACCAUGUUACCAUGAAUAGCUUUGAAACAACAGAUGUUACCAUGAAUAGCUUUGAAACAACAGGCCGACCAGUUGGUAUCCAAACUGCUGUGAGACAGAAGUCUAAAUCCAUGUUGCGACUUGUGAUGGAUUUGUAUGACCUGACUUGUUUUUAUUUGUAUGAUUAUGCAUAUUUUAAGGCAGAUUUGUCGACGUAGAUUCAGUGUAGUGUAUAUAUAGUCUGACAUAUUUAAGAAUAUUUGUUAAAUACGUCUACCUGAGAGCUAUUUUCAGAUAGUCAGCCAAAGUCUUUUUGUGUCACUGUUCCUAGAUAUCGUGGGUAGACAUUUUUAAAAUGUGUGGGACAGUAGGACGGGGUGUUUAGAGUAGAUCUCUAGAACUCUUUGUUUUUGUUGUGUUCUGGUGUUCUUCAGGCAUAUUUAAUCGGUGGAUAGUACAGGGAACGUGGCAAGAAUAUAAACGAUUGUAUUACUCAUCCAAAGCCUUAGAAUGUACCAUCGGGUCAGCACAAUGCAACACGCCAUUCUGAACCAUCCAGUUGCCUAAUCGACGCCAUAUUAACUCACACACAGAGCACUAUGUAAUUGUCACUUUUUUGUCAGUGUUUUCUUAACUCUUUUGUGUUUUUUUCUUUAGAUGAGGAGUGUUUUACUUUAUUUUGUUUGGAUGAUAUUUUGAUAUUUAGUUCGGAUUUUUGGUUUUUCUCAUUAUAUUUAUCUUUCUUAUAAUGAAUAUAAGGUUAAAAAAAGUGUGUGUUUGUGUGUUCCUCAUGCACAGUUUCCUGAAAUUCCAUGUAAUGUUAAUUUUAGUAUGAUUAUGAUUGUAAACUCAAUAUUUUCUACGUUAUGCAUAUUGUUGAACUGUAUGCAUAUUGUUCAUUUCUCUAGUCUU